AUGGACGGAGGAGGUUCUACAUUUGAUUUAACAGCACCUACAUAAUUUUUAUAGCCAAAAAUUAAUGUAAGUAAACAGCCUGAGUAGGCUGUAAAUAAACCCUAAAAGGAUGUAAGAAAUAAUUAUAUAUCAGUUGCAAUAAAAAACUCAAACCUCUAAUCCGAAACUACCUUAGUUGAAUAACAAUUAGAAUGCAGCAAAAAGUUAAAAUUAAAAGUAGAGUCAGCAAGUAUAACAACAAUCACCUAAGUCAAUUCAGAAGGCAAAAAAAAUGGAUUUAUUUCGAGAUGCAUUGCAAUAAGCAACAACAAAAUAUUUGCGUAUUUUGUUUAUACACCUUAGCGCCUGGGAAAAAGGAGAAGGAUAAGAGUUAAAAACCUAAACCAUUAUAAGAAUAAUAGUAGUAACAAUAAAUUGAAGAAAUCAAAAAGAAGUACGAAGAUUUAGUGCAAAAUCAUUAUAAAGACUUAUAUGAACAUGUUGCAAAUGAUUAAUAAAAGAGUUUAUAGGACUUACAUAAUAAAAGAAUAGUUACUGCACUAUAAGACUUAGAAUCCAGACCUAAAAUUUAGAAUGCACUUGAAAAGAAAGAGGAAUAAAUAAAUAAAUAAAGAUUAUAUAAAGAUAGAUUAUUAUAUGAAAUUAAAUAGAUGAUCAUAAAGAGUAGAAGACUUGAUGAAUUGUUAAAUGAUCUAGCUUUAUAAAAUGAGGAUACAAUUAAGGAGACCAUAGAAGAAUUACUCGAAAAGGAAUAAAUCUAGGAGGACAAAAUGUCUAAACAAUCAUAUGAAAUCGCUAAGUUGAGAGACAUGUAUUUAAAAAGAAGUAUAUUCAAUUUGAUAACGAAGGGAAACUAUUAUUGGAAGUGUAGAAAUAAUGUCAAAUUACCUAUGAUGGAUUGAAAAUCAAAUAUUAAUCAUAUGAAGCUUCUUCUCAGAGUAUUAUGAGUAGAAAGAAACAAUUAGAAUCAUUAUCAAAGAUAAUUUCAAAGUAUAGAAGUGAAUUUUAAGGUUAACAGAAUUUUUUUGGAGCAAGUUUAAAGGGUCGAUUUGAUCCUAUGUUAGAAGAAAUUUUAGAAGAUGAAUUAUCUAAAUGUGGAGAUGAAUAAGCUUUAGAAAUUGUAUAAUUAGGAGAAAAGAAAAUUAUUGCCAUUAAAGAAGAUAAUGAAAAGAGAAAAAAAGGUGAAUAAAAAGAUAAAGCUAAAUUAGCUAUUGAAAAUGCUACAUAAAAUAUUAAUAAAUAAAAAUAAGAUAUUUAAUAAGAAUUAGAAAAAAAAGUAAUUCUUUUUAUACUAAUUAGAAAUAAAUGUUCCAAAAAUUAAGAGUUGUUACUAGUAUAUCUAAUUAAGAAAUCAUGAAAAAAUAUAAAUUAAAUAUGGAUUUAGAUUAGUAAGAAUUAAAAAACAUCUAAGAAUAUGUUGGAAAAGAAAUUGAAAGAUAUGAAAGAUAGAAUGAAGAAUUAAGAGCAGAAAUUAAAAAAUUAAAAUAUGAAUAAGAAAAUUCUAUUUUAGAUACUUAAAUUAAUCUUGAUGAAUUAGAAAGAGAUGUUACUAAAUAAUAAGAUUUUUUAUCUGAAAAAGAAAAAUAAGUUAAAAAAGUUGAAAAAUCAAUAGAUGAAGUAACUAUGUCUUUAUCGAGAAUUAUGUAUUAAUUAAGUGGAAAAGGAAUGAAGGCAAAAAAUAUUGAAAUUAAAAGAUCUGCCUUAGUAGCAACUGCUUCUACAAUUUAGCUUCGUUUAGAAAGAAUGUUAACAGUAUUGUCAAAAACAUAAGAAUUUUUAAAUGAAGAAUCUAUCAAUACAAAUCCUAGAUACAAUAAGGUUGAAGAUUUUAUCUGUUUAAAUCCAAAAGUAUAUGAAUUUUUCAAUAAUUUAGAGCUAUGUAUCAUCAGAAAUCAAUGAGUAAGUUGAAGGCAAUAUUAAGUUUGUAUAUAAAGAGGAAGAUAGCUCUGAUUAAGAUUGCAAAGAUAUGGAUGAAGUUAGAUAAUUUGUUAAAUCAAAGGCCCAAGAAGAUAAGCCGUAAGUAGUUGUAGUACAAAAGAAAGAUAAAAAACCUAAGUGAUUAAUUUAUCUUUUCAUUAUAAAUAUUUCUAUAAAGAUGAAAGCACUCC
Messenger RNA from Paramecium sonneborni, 2108 nucleotides. Lineage: Eukaryota; Ciliophora; Oligohymenophorea; Peniculida; Parameciidae. The record is from the annotation of a GenBank genome assembly.